Molecule: messenger RNA, 702 nt
Organism: Aspergillus melleus
Lineage: Eukaryota; Fungi; Ascomycota; Eurotiomycetes; Eurotiales; Aspergillaceae
Product: GNAT family N-acetyltransferase
Exons: 1
Coding region: 1-702 (233 amino acids)
Molecular function (GO): acyltransferase activity, transferring groups other than amino-acyl groups
Source: RefSeq, a predicted model, not a curated record
AUGACGCUGGAACUCCUCCCCGUCACGGAAGCGGACACCGCGCGGAUCCACGAGAUCAUAUUCCAAGCAUUCGAAUCAGAUCAACUCCACGUACUCAUGUUUCCACGAGAACACGCAUCCAGCUACGAGGCGUACAUGCACGAAUCCCUACGCUCCAAAUUACGCGACCCAACCAUCACAUCCCUCAAAGUCGUCGACAAGAGUUUAUCCGGCGACGCGUCUAUCGUCGGCUACGCUCGGUGGAAAUUCCCAAUUAGCAACGACCAGCACCAAGAAUCCACGCCGCAGGAAAGCCAAAAUAGCGAAGAACCGUCGAAAUCGCCAAACGUGCCCUUCCCCGCGCAUGCGAAUAAGCAACUCAUGGAUUUCUUCGGAAGCCAAAUCACGAAACUGCGCGGGCAAUUCGUCGACCCGACGCGCGAUUUCGUGCUGGAUUUCCUGGCGACGGACCCGGCGCAUCAAGGCCGCGGCGUGGGCAAGGUGAUGCUGAAGUAUGGGCUUGAUGAGCUGGAUCGGCGCGGGAAUGGGGGAAAGGCGUAUCUGGAGUCGACGGCGGUGGGGAUGCCGGUUUAUCGGAAGUUUGGGUUUGCCCCGUUGGGGGCGAUUGAGAUUCCGUUGGCGGAGUUUGGCAUCGAGGAGGGGGGUGUGUUUACGUCGGUUGUUAUGGGGAGGGAUGCGCAGAAAGCAGAGGAGGUGUUAUGA